This is a messenger RNA of Sinocyclocheilus rhinocerous, 2349 nucleotides long. RefSeq names its product arrestin domain-containing protein 3-like. The record is from RefSeq and is a predicted model, not a curated record. The transcript is spliced from 8 exons. NCBI's taxonomy places the organism in Eukaryota, Metazoa, Chordata, Actinopteri, Cypriniformes, Cyprinidae. Gene Ontology annotation, cellular component: cytoplasm. Gene Ontology annotation, biological process: protein transport. Bases 193 to 1431 code for a protein of 412 amino acids.
GCGCAGAGAUACAGCUGCAUCUUCACAUGCAGUUACAGCAAAACUCAAUGAAUGACAGACAAGUAUAGCAGUGAACCUGCCUGCAGCCUUUCUGCACGGCACAAGCCUUGGAUGAUUUCUUUCAUAGAAACAUCUGACAGAUGAUUCGCUCUUUUUAUUUUAAAUAUCUUACAGCUUAGUAAGAUUUCCACCAUGGUGCUCGGAAAGGUGAAAAACUUCUUUGUCAGCUACGACUGUCUCAAUGACAGUAAUGUCCCUGUCUUUGCCAGUGGGGACGUUGUCUCGGGUCGGGUGAUCAUUGAAGUUACCGGAGAAAUUCGCGUGAAAUCUCUGAACAUUCACGCCAAGGGACUGGCGAAAGUUCGCUGGACUGAAUCACGUAAUGCUGGAUCCAACACUGCCUACACACAGAAUUUCACUGAAGAAGUGGAGUAUUUAAACCACAGAGACGUCCUUAUUGGACAUGAUAGAGAUGAUGAAAGCUGUGACGAGGGCUUCACCGUUCUUCACUCAGGGCGACACGAGUUUCUCUUCAGCCUCGAACUGCCCCAGACGCCUUUGGCGACAUCCUUUGAAGGCAAACACGGCAGCGUACGGUACUGGUUGAAGGCGGAGCUUCAUAGGCCAUGGCUCCUGCCCAUGAAAACCAAGAAGGAGUUCACCGUCUUUGAGCACAUUGACAUCAACACUCCAUUGUUACUGUCUCCUCAGGCUGGCACAAAGGACAAAACCCUUUGCUGCUGGUUCUGCACCUCAGGGCCUGUAUCACUAAGUGCCAAAAUCGAGAGGAAGGGCUACACUCCAGGAGAGUCCAUCCAGAUCUUCGCAGAGAUUGAAAACUGCUCUUCCCGUGUGGUCGUGCCAAAGGCAGCCAUCUACCAAACCCAGACCUUCUUUGCCAAAGGGAAGGUCAAGGAGAUCAAACAACUCGUAGCUAACCUCCGUGGAGAUCCUCUACCCCCUGGCAAGAGCGAGACUUGGGACGGCAAGAUGCUGAAGAUCCCACCCAUUUCGCCUUCCAUUCUGGACUGCAGCAUCAUCCAUGUGGAAUAUUCACUCAUGGUGUAUGUGGACAUCCCUCGAGCUGUCAACUUAACCCUGAACCUGCCCUUGGUGAUCGGCACCAUUCCCCUCCACUCCUUCGGCAGUCGCACCUCUUCUGUCAGCAGUCAGUGCAGCAUGGCUAUGAGCUGGUUGGGAUUGCCUGAGAGACCUGAAGCUCCACCAAGCUACUCUGAAAUCAUCACCAAUGAGGAGCGACAGAACAACUUGGAGCUCCCGGCUGUGAGAGAUGAGAUUGAAGGACCACUUUAUGCUUACAUCCAUGAGUUCCGCUUCCAACCUCCGCCUCUGUAUUCUGAGGUUGAUCCCCAUCCUGAGCAGGUGUGCGGCUCCAUGGACAGGAGACCAGAUACCUGUCCAUCCCGCUGAAGGAGUGACCACGCCUGACCAGUGCUGUCAGGGAUCUCUUAUCUCUACAACCUCAACUGGGGUUUGUUCUUCCUUCAUGAGGAGGCAUGAGUAGCCAUCUUGGUGCGCAGAUGGAUAUCCUCCAGGAAACACUACCAAUCCGAGUCGAGUCCAGCUCAGCGGCCCCUAAAAUCCACUGAAGAUCUUGAGUGAUUCCCCUCCCCCUCCAUCCUUGGUGAAAAGAGUACAUACAAGAUUUGUUUGGAGAAAACUGUGCCCUUGACACCAAGAUGGAUUAAACGCAACACCACUAAGUGUGAGAACAGUGUCCAAACAUCUCCAGCCUUGUUUUGGAUGUGAUUCUUCACUUAUUUGAAUGAUCAGACCGAAUCAUCUUGAAGAUUUUUUGGUGAUCAUUAUUCUAAGAGCAACAAAUAACUCCAACCAUCCUGCAUCCACUCCAACAGAACAAUGACAGACUUGUCAAUUGUUUGUCAUUUCUUGACUUAAAAGAAGUGGCUUUACCACAUUGAUUUUCUUGAAACGUUUUAAGAACGUUGUAAACUGUGGAUACAACAAGACCUGCUGAAAGCAUUAUGGAUGGGAUUCUGACAUGCCACAUUGCCUUUCUGCUAGAAAGAAACUGCGAGAGCAUCAAACUGAACAUGGCACUGAUUCAAGUGGAGAAAGAAAAGAUACCAUUGACGGCAAACGAAGAGGACUGUCAUCGAGAAGCAAGACAUUCUUGAAUUAGUCCUCCCGCUCAUGCUGUUACAAGAUACACAGAGAACUGCACUCCAGAACUCAUUUAGAGCCUCGUACUAUAUGUGCAAAUAAGAGCUAACUAGACUCUUUCUUUUUCCCUACUCUUCUGACUGUGGCCUGUUGGUGUAGGCCUUUUUUUUUUUUUUAGCACUUUUCAUCGAUUGCAUUAAAAGU